AUGCAGGCGGGAUUCGAAUCGACGGCCGAGGAUGAAGAGGAUUUGGAUCUUGGAAUCGCGACCGUUAUUCCCCGCGGGCUCCCGUCGCGCAGGCAGGGAGUCCAGUCGGGUCGAAGACGAGCAGUGAGGUUCGAUCCCGCAUCAGGCGGACUGGAGAUGAGUGGAGGGGAGGCAUCCGGAGGUGAUAUUAACGAAGGUGAGAGAAAGGAAGGGUUUGCAGAUGGCGAAUCUGGCGCGGGAAGAGAGGGAGGAUGGAGACAGAAGGAACGGAGAGAGAAUGCUCCCCGUUCGCCUCCCCGUUUCGCUGCACGUUCCGCUGCUCAUUCCGCGGAGCGACGUAAAAAAGGGGAGGGAAGCAGAGGAGUGAAGGGCGGUGGGGGGUUGGAGGUGAUUGGGCAAGGCGGGAGGGAAUGGGGACAGCGAGGAGGGGGGUUGCGGCAGCAGGAGGGUGCAGUCAAGCGGCGCGGGAUUCAAGGGCCAGGGAGGCCCUCCGAGGAUACAGCAGGGGACUCAAGUGUCACCUUCCGGGAAGGUGCAGAGCAGGAGAGCGACGAGUCGGAGGAGGAGGAGAAGGAGGUGUUCAAGAUGGCACGGGUGGAGGCGGUGCGACUGCUCAGCUUCAAGCAGUGGUCGGAGGCGCAGCUGCGGCAGAAGCUGACAGCCAACCUGACCCAGCCAGAGCGGGCCCGGGGUUUGGCUAGGAGAGCAGGAGCAAGGCAGCCAUUUGGCAGCAUGCAACUGGAGCAGGCUGAUGCUGCCGUUGAUGCUGCCGUCAACUACAUGAAGCAGCUGUGA
This is a messenger RNA of Closterium sp. Naga37s-1, 795 nucleotides long. The record is from the annotation of a GenBank genome assembly. NCBI's taxonomy places the organism in Eukaryota, Viridiplantae, Streptophyta, Zygnematophyceae, Desmidiales, Closteriaceae.